AAUUCGUUAGAUUGUAAACAAAUACUAGCACUGCUAGUAUUUGUUUACAAUCUAACGAAUUUGUCGACCAAAACAUAUAUGAUGGCAUAUGGGUAUUCGAUAGAACUAUUUAGUCAUAGAUGCAAUUAAUACAUUUACGUUCAUCUAAGCAAGUAAGAAUGCUAAGAAUUUGUCGAAAUCAAUUGUUUGUCUAUAAACCUUUUUGUUUGGCAUGACAACACGUAAUUGAUCUGUGCAAUGCCAAGCUUUAAAAAUUCCACGCCAACUUAUUAAAGUAAUUUGAUGAUCAUUAUUUAAAAUAUUUUAUUUUACCUCGCAGCUCUUUCUUUACAUUUAUAUUAUAUUGGCUUAUUUAUUGACGCUUAAAUUUAUUGACGCUUAAAUUUAUUGAUGCGACGACCCUUAUUUGGGUAUUUUCCCUCUUUUGUUUAUAGUUUGAGUUGUUCAUAACGUUGGCCGCUAAUUUAUACCGAUACUAAUUUUAAACAUUCAUUUUAUUGUCGAUGGUAUGCAAUUGUUUAACUUUUGUAUACUAGCCGCACGUGGAGUGUGGACGCAAACAAAUAAAUUGAAACAAUUAUUGUUCUUAAAGCUCUGAAUGCAUUGAUGUAAUAAUAUGAAGAUAAAUGUUGAAAGAGCUUAUUUUUAAUCAGAGCAUAUUGCAAUAUUGUAUUGCGAACUGAUCUUAAGAAGGUUCUGCAAUGGUGUUUGUCGUUUAUUAUAGUGAGGUUUGUUUAAUUUGUCUUGUUUUACAUCGUCAUAGUUAAGCUGAAAUGCGAGCAACGCACAUUUUAAAUGCAGCUAUAAACUGCUCAUAAAAACUUAAACUUUAAGGGUUUGCAAAAACCCUUUAACAUAUCGGUUUCACUUUCACAUAUCGGUUUUGUGCGCUUAUUUUUAUUAACAUCAGUUUCAAUAUCUUGUUAUUAGAACGCAACAAUUAUAAAGCAACUUCUUAUUUCUGCUUUAAACUAUAAACUUAAAUUAUCGACUAUGCUUUUUUUGACAUCGCUAAUGAUCACCUGUGGGUUUAAUUCUUGAAAGUGGUCUUGUGAAUCGAGAACUGUUAUUAAAUCACUACUUUUACUUUUAAGAUUUCAAUCUGAUCCGAAUAAAACUGUUGAAAAUUAACGAUAUCUUUAGUGCAGGAUACUCUGUCUGCAAUGAACGAAACCGUGUUAAUUCUUGUAGAAGAAAAAACGAUGGCGAACGUGACCAUGAUUCCCCAGGGGCAGGACCCUCUUGCCGCAGACUGGCUGUCACAAUCUGACAAGAUUGGUUUCCUCUUUUUACUGUCUAUCAUCUGCUCUGUCGCAUUCUUUGGAAACGCCCUCGUUUUGACGAUAGCAGUCAAAUCCUCCAAGAUGAGAACUACAAAUAACUGUUUCAUCUUUAACUUGGCUUUCUGUGACUUUGUUGUGGGCUGCUUCAGUAUCCCUGUCAUGAUCACUACUCUGCUAGCGGAGAGGUGGGUAUUCGGAGCGACGAUGUGUAACAUAACAGCGUUUGUUGAUAACAUGGUAAUGAUGGAGAGCAUCUGGACCCUGGCCACUCUCUCUGCUUUCAGAGCUAUGAGCGUACUUGAUCCUUUCAGGGUCAAACAGGUAUUGUAACACUAUACUAUUUAAUCUCUAUUCUUGUUUGCAAAUGUUUGUUCCUGUUUUUUAUUAGAUGAAGUCGAAUAAAAACUACUAUGGGACUUUAAAUUGUUGGUAAGUCAUUGUAUAAAAUAGCACGAUGAAACCAACACCGAGAACUGAACAAUUUCAGCGUU
Messenger RNA from Bolinopsis microptera, 1774 nucleotides. RefSeq names its product somatostatin receptor type 1-like. Lineage: Eukaryota; Metazoa; Ctenophora; Tentaculata; Lobata; Bolinopsidae. Gene Ontology annotation, biological process: G protein-coupled receptor signaling pathway. Gene Ontology annotation, cellular component: plasma membrane. The record is from RefSeq and is a predicted model, not a curated record. The transcript has 3 exons. The coding region runs from base 1164 to 1613 and encodes 149 amino acids. Gene Ontology annotation, molecular function: G protein-coupled receptor activity.